Helobdella robusta is the source of this 567-nucleotide messenger RNA. RefSeq lists its product as hypothetical. The transcript has 2 exons. The record is from RefSeq and is a predicted model, not a curated record. Lineage: Eukaryota; Metazoa; Annelida; Clitellata; Rhynchobdellida; Glossiphoniidae. The annotation marks the transcript as partial.
CCGGGCAAUCCAGGUGCUACUGGUCAGCCGGGUCCACAGGGACCUCCGGGAGCAGUAGGUUUUGCUGGUUUACCAGGACAACAAGGUUUACAAGGUCCUUCUGGCUUACAAGGAGAUCCCGGUGCUUCUGGUGAUACUGGACCAAUAGGCAAUCAAGGAGCCCUUGGGCCUCAAGGUGCUACUGGAUUUCCUGGUUUACCUGGCUCCUUCGGCUCGUCUGGAAUACAAGGUCAAAGUGGAAUACCUGGAUUAACUGGAUUUUCCGGGUCUACUGGUGCUCAAGGUCAGCCGGGUCAGCAAGGCUUUCCAGGAAUUGAUGGAGCUUCUGGAAGUCAAGGUCCCGUUGGCGACACAGGACUUCCUGGACCUGUUGGCGUUAUUGGUCAACCAGGCCAGCCUGGUGCACAAGGACUUAAAGGUCAGACAGGUUCUAAUGGCCAAUCUGGAUUAGCUGGGCUACCAGGUGACCCUGGAGCUCCAGGAUUACCCGGAAAUCCUGGACAACAAGGUAGAUGUUUUUUCAUCUUACUAAUUAAUGAAACAUGCAUGUUAAUGUAUUUUAUUUGA